CGGCACUCGGCCUUCUGGGAAAUGUAGUUCAAGAACUAUCCUUGAGCUUCAUGGGAAAUGAAGUCAUUGUACGUCUCCUGCACCCAAACUAUUUGAGGAAGGAAGGAAGGAAGCCUCCCUGUGACCUGUUCAGCACCUUUCCAUUACCUUGGCACGAGGUUAAUGAAUGGAAUGUGAACUGAAGGGGUUGGACCAUGUUGGGGUGCCCUACGGGGCCGAGGCUCGGGCUCUGCGCGGGCCGGGACGCGAGGGGUUAAGCGCUGGGGGCGGGCUGUUUUGGCCCUAGUCACCCGCCGUCGCCCUGCCCCCGCCUGGCUCCUGCAGGGCGGUACCUCCCCAGGCCGCCGGCUCAACGAGAAGGGGCGGGCCCAAGCGAGAGCCAGGCCAAUCGGGUCACGGCUGGGGGGCGCGCUAGCCAAUGAGAGAGGGGAGCGGGGUCCCGGACCAGGUAGGCACAGCGACGGGGAGGGGAGCCAGAGACCAUGGGGCUCCUGACCAUCCUGAAGAAGAUGAAGCAGAAGGAGCGGGAGCUGCGGCUCCUCAUGCUCGGACUGGACAAUGCAGGCAAGACCACCAUCCUGAAGAAGUUCAAUGGGGAGGACAUCGACACCAUCUCGCCCACCCUGGGCUUCAACAUCAAGACCUUGGAGCACCGAGGGUUCAAGCUGAAUAUCUGGGAUGUGGGUGGCCAGAAGUCCCUGCGCUCUUACUGGCGGAACUACUUUGAGAGCACAGACGGCCUCAUCUGGGUGGUGGACAGUGCUGACCAACAGCGCAUGCAGGACUGCCGUCGGGAGCUGGAGAGCCUCCUUGUGGAGGAGCGCCUAGCAGGAGCCACUCUGCUGAUCUUUGCCAACAAGCAGGACCUCCCCGGGGCUCUGUCCUCAAAUGCCAUUCGAGAGAUCCUGGAGUUAGAUGCCAUCCGAAGUCACCACUGGUGCAUUCAGGGCUGCAGUGCUGUGACAGGAGAAAACCUGCUUCUGGGGGUUGACUGGCUGCUGGACGACAUCUCCAGUCGCAUCUUCACUUCAGAAUGAUCCCUCUCCCCCCCCUGCCCACUCCUGGACUGACCCCUUGACCCCUCAGCACAUCCCAAAGGUCCGGAUCCUCCCUGGUCUAGGUCUCCCCUUCCCCACUGCCCACAGGGAGCCAUGAAUGGAGGGGACCCCAGCUAACCCCUCCUUCCCCACAUCAUGACCAGAUGCUGCUCUGUGGAGAUGCCUUCCUUCCUGGGGAGGAGGGAGUCCUCAUUCCCUAACCUUGGCCCUCCUUUGGCACUUUAUCUGGGAAGGAAGAGGGGGAGAGGGUUGUGGACUCUUGGAGGAGUAGGAAUGGCCCCUGCUGGCACUGAGUCUGGAGUCUUUUCCUCUAUUCAACUGUCACAAUAAAAGCCCUCUGCCCCUGA
Molecule: messenger RNA, 1405 nt
Organism: Monodelphis domestica (gray short-tailed opossum)
Lineage: Eukaryota; Metazoa; Chordata; Mammalia; Didelphimorphia; Didelphidae
Gene: ARL2
Product: ARF like GTPase 2
Molecular function (GO): GTP binding; GTPase activity
Source: RefSeq, a predicted model, not a curated record